AUGGCUUCGUCCAAGCUCAUCGCGCUGUUGUUCGCCUUCGCCAUGGCAGCGGCGGCGCUGCAUCCCUCGGAAGCGGCGAGGCUCCAAGUCGUCCAGCAAGCAUCCAAGCCCGUGGCCGCAAGCCAAGAAGCAGCAGAAAAGGUGGCCGACCAAGCAGCAGCAGGCGCCGGCGGCGUGGCACGCCCAUCGACGACACCUCCGUUGCCUGGCAUCCCCGCUGGCCUACCUCCAAAUCUACUGGCCGCCAUCCCGGAGCUGCUUUUCCCGGGGCUGGGCGCCGCCCGCCGCGAUUCCGCUCACGCCGCCUGGCGCGCCCGGCCCGCCGCGCCCGCCGCGCUGCCGCAGCCGCGCCACCCGGACCGGGCCGCCCGACUCCCGGACUGCCUUGCCCGCACCGGCCACGCGCCCGACGCGCCGCCGUCGCGCGCCUCGACGCCGCCCGGACCGCCCUGCCCGACGCGGAGCCGCGCCGCUCGGACCUCCACGCCCGACGCGCGGAGCCGCGCCGCCGUAACGGGUGCGCCGUACGGAAUCGACCGAGAACGUCUGAGUCGGGUCUGGGGAGAGAGUAACAGAGAGAACAGGCAGGAUAAGGGGUAG
This is a messenger RNA of Panicum virgatum (switchgrass), 600 nucleotides long. RefSeq names its product predicted GPI-anchored protein 58. The transcript has a single exon. The record is from RefSeq and is a predicted model, not a curated record. Bases 1 to 600 code for a protein of 199 amino acids. NCBI's taxonomy places the organism in Eukaryota, Viridiplantae, Streptophyta, Magnoliopsida, Poales, Poaceae.